Molecule: messenger RNA, 1737 nt
Organism: Darwinula stevensoni
Lineage: Eukaryota; Metazoa; Arthropoda; Ostracoda; Podocopida; Darwinulidae
Source: the annotation of a GenBank genome assembly
AUGCUCAUAGUUCCAAUCAGCGGAAUGGAUCGAAUCAAGCGUUUGCGAAGUAUUCUGUCUGAUAAAAACACAAACAUAAACGUGUUGGAUUUUCUUCGCGAAUUAAGUAAAGAGGAACUCAUAUCGCCUGCAGAGGAAAAAGAUAUCAGGAGGAAGGAAACCUAUUCAGAAAAAAUUGAUUCCAUAUUUGACAUCGUUUUUGUGAAAAAUCCCAUGAAAAUUGAAAAGAAACUCAUUGAAGUUCUGGAAUCAAUGGAGAGGGAGGAUAUCAUCGACAGAUGGAACAAUGACUCCGUUGUCGCUGAUGCGCCCGGUUCAUUGCGGGAUAUUUUACUGGCGAGCUGGGGUAUUAUGCUGGAGCAGCUCAAAGCUGGGAUGGUUGCAAUCGAACUGCGCAAGUCAGGGGUCAUAUCAAAGCAAGAUCUUGAUGAGAUCAUGACGCCGCGCGACACGAGGGAGAAGAGAAGUGUCCUUUUGGCGAAACUAUCUGCGAAAAUUGACUCAAGGAAUUUCAAAAAGUUCAUUUCUGCGCUUACAGUGGCUAAUCAAACCAGUAUAGCGGAAAAUCUUCAGGCAGAAGAGGGGAAACUAGAAAGAGGGAAAUCUCAACUUGCAAAUGCAUUGCUGGACACGACUCCGUCCGAUGGGGACAUUCGGCAGAUCGCGAAUGGACUAGAAGAAGCAUGGGAUAAAUGGGGAAUCCUGGGCAAAGAGUUGGGACUUACCAAGGCUGCGAUUGACGAAAUCGAGAGAAAGGAACUGGAUCCAGUCAGAUCGACAUACCUUCUUCUGAGGGAGUGGAGGAAAUUAUCACUCGAGGAUCACCCCGCCACGUUUCGAGUCUUGCAUGAGGCCUUGUGCAAUCAAGGCAUGAUAUCAGAAGUCGUCAUCAAUCUCAUCUGCAAAAAGAAUUGCGAAGAUAUCAAAAGUAUUCUGUAACAAGCUCAACCUCCAGGAACACGGCGAGAUGGUUUUACGCUUUGCCGUUUGAGAACAAUAAAUAAAUCAGGUGUGUUUCAACAUAGCCGAUUCAGCAGCAGGACACACCAAAAACUGCCCCGAUGAUAAAAAAAUGGCUUUCAGAAAGAUGCUUUUGCAUUUCUCAUAAGACAGCUCUUCCCAUUUCAAGAUAUCUAACCUUCCUCAUAUGACAUUCUGCAUCGAAUAGGAAACACUGUUGGACUUUCCGUAAACUCGACAGUAAGAAUCCUAGGUUGGUCCAUUUCUUUUAUUGGACGGAAUGAGCCAAAAUAAAUUUUUAAAUGAAAAGGUCAAAAGUCAAGAAAUUGGGUCAUUCGAAGUUCAAUGAUCACAUACAAAUUUGUUGCCACGUGGACUGGAUGCUGUGUCUGCACUGCUCCAAGGAUUUAUUUCCUUUGACUCCAUUGGGGCCAUGGAUCACAGGAAGCUACGCAUUUGAAAAUCUAUCCAGGGGAUUCGCGAGGGGAGAGAAAUUUCGUUGACAUUCAAGGAGGAUGGAAGAAAGACGCAAGACUUACCAACAUUAUUGAAAAAAAGUCAGAUCUUGAGGAUGGGCAAGUGCCUCUGCUGGUGGUGGAGGGGAGGAAAUACUCAAUCGCUGUCCUUCCAUGUUGACAAGACUGAAUCGAACUCUUCUUCCCUUUAAAUUCACUUGGGUGGUCAUUUCUUGUUGAUGGUUUUCGUGUGCUCAAUCCCAAUGAGUAGCAGAAUCAAUGAGUAGCAAACUAAAGCAUUUUCAGUGCUUUUCUAGAGUGC